GCGUCCAGGGGCGGCGCGGAACCGAGCGGCUCGCCCAGCCGCCUGAGCCCGCGAGCGCCGCGCCUGCUCGGGGAAUCCACUUCGCUGCUAGACGCUUCUCGCUCAAGCUCGCGCUCUCCCAGGCUGCUUCCCAUGGCAUUUGCUCUGAGGCUGGAUCCUAUCCACUAACGGAGAAACUUUUCCAGCCGUUUCUUCUCCCCCACCCCCUUCCAGGAGAGGAUUAAAAGUUCCAAGAACUGGUACCGCCAGUGUCACUUGGGUACUCGCCGGUGAGUUCCCAGUCUCAGCCAUGUGCACCAACAUAGUUUACGAGUGGCUGAAAGCGUUACAGCUCCCGCAGUACGCUGAGUCCUUCGUGGAUAAUGGCUACGAUGACCUGGAAGUGUGCAAGCAGAUCGGAGACCCGGACCUGGACGCCAUCGGGGUACUGGCUCCAGCGCACCGCCGGCGCAUCCUGGAGGCUGUGCGCCGACUGCGGGAGCAGGACGCGGCCGCCGCCGGCCUCUACUUCACGCUGGAACCUCAGCCGGUGCCACCCGCACCGCAGGUGGACUCGGUGCCACCAGGUCGCCGGGGGGAGUCAUGUGGUGGCUCGGCCCAGGGCACUCGCGGGGAUCCCCGUGGCCAGACGAGCGCUCCCCGCAGCAGAGAGCUGGUGAGCUACCCCAAGCUGAAGCUGAAGAUCAUGAUCCGGGAUAAACUGGUCCGCGAUGGUAUCCACCUGAGCAAGCCCCCGUACUCGCGCAAGGUCCCAAUGGCCGGCAUCCUAGCGUACUUAAUGAAUUGGCCGAAGUCAUCACAGAACCGCUAGCUAUCAUUUUUGAGAGCCCGUGGAGGACUGAUGAGGUGCUGAAGACUGGAAAAGGGCAUAUUUAGACUCUCCUUUCACAAAGGGAACUGGAUGGUGACUCUGGAAACACUCAUCAGCUUAAAUUUUUGGCUUGGAAAGUUCUGGAAUAACCAACUUAGUAAGCUGAAUUACUUAUGUGUAGCUAGUGUAAGGCAGCGACGUGCUGCCCACGAAAAUCCUUUGAACUUGGUUUAAAAGGACACUCCAGGCGGGACGAAGUUCAAUACAUCUCUUGGGAUUUCUCUCCUUUGCUCUUUGAAUUUUUCAUCGUAAUAGAUGGGGUUAAGACUUGUGGGUAAUUACUAAUUUUAAGUAUACCAUACCAACAAUGUUUCUUACAAUAGCUAGCUAAUUAAUCAUAUCACUUUCAAGUUAGCCUCUAUCUCGAGAGCAGUAACUUUCAUUUUAUAUUUUAACAUACAAGUUAUUCUGCUUUGGCUAGAGCUCUGUUUUUAUUAAGUUAUAAUAUGUCGUAUAAUCCUAUAUAAAGUAGUUUGGGGAAGGAACUCUUACUUUAGGUGCUUCAUAUGGUGAGUUCAUAUAAAUAGAAGCGUAGUACUGACAGUGUAAGGAAGAAAUUCCUUUCUAACUUUUUAAAUUUAAUCUGGUGGAGGUAUGUUGUUCCAUUAGGAGUGCCAUGUCCUGACAUGAUAUUGAACUCAUGAGUUGUUUUAUUCUUUCUUGCCCGGAGUCUUCCCCAGCCCCCUCCUUCCCAAGUUGCCUUGUAUCAUCUCCCUCUCUUUAGUAGGCUUCUGAUACCAGUUUUGGGGUAGGGACGUGACCUAUGACAGUGGGCAAGAGGAGCCUUGUCCAUGGAUCAGUACUUGAGGAAGAUAGAGAGAAAUGGGUGGGAGUGAGGAAGUGAACACGAAACUGGAGUUUGGGGGUUUGUUUUGUUUUUUUCAUGUCUCAUCAUUAUUCCCAUUGGGUGUUGUUAGUUUGAUUUCCUGCUAAGAAAAUGCAAGAGUGAAGAUAGGGUCUGAUCUUAGAUGAGAGAAGGCUAUGGAGAUUAAACAAUGCCGGCUAGCUGCGGGGGCUGGCAAGUUGAGAGAGCCCCUCAGCUGUCCUGUACUGCGGAAUUGUCCCUUCACCACUCAGAAGUACAUCAAAGGUGCAGGAUUAUGUCACUAAAAUUAUGAACAAGAACAGGAAACCUUUAAAGGCAAGAGAUUGGCAUUCAGCUUGUCUCUAGGAACAGGUAAGCAAUUAAGAAGGGAUGAGAUUUCCAAAGGCAUUCAUGCCACAAAUACUGUUUUUAAAAUCUAAAAUUUAAACACUCGAGCUGCCUUCAGAGAUGAAUAUAUCACUCUGCAAAGCCUUUCUCGAGAUUAAAUACAGAUGUAAGGAAAUUAACUCCCAAGAGCAUGUUGUGAGUGGCUCCUUCUCCGAUACAAUCAACUGCUCCGUCACCUUUUCAAAUAAGCUGGUCUUUAAGAUACCUGUUAGAUUUUUUUUUUAUGUUGAAGAGGUGUGGGUGUCCGCAUAGACCACUGAUAUGAUUUAUUGUGAUAAUGAAUUGCUUCCUGGUUGAGACCUCAUUUCCAGGUGCCACCUCCGUGACAGAUUUAUUUCACAGAUGUCCAUUUGCAUGCAUUUGUUGAACUGCGGCUAGUAAGGACCCAAUUUCUGAAAAAAAUCUAUUAUUUACCCUAGAGGCAAUAAGAAUAAAAUCCUCUGCAACCAAAAAGGGCUCUCACAUCCUUUCAAGUUUUAUUUUCCAUUUGAAUGAUGUCCGACUUCAAUUAUUGGGCUGAAUUUAAAUCUUGUUUCUAUGCCACUACUGGAAUUCGAAAUUAACAAUAACCUACCUAAAUUAUGAGUCACAAUUUAAGAUGGUAGAAUAGCCAUUGGGGCUGGAAGGUUUCUUGGGUAAAGAAAGGAGAAUAAAACUCUAUGGAGAGAAUCAGUGAGAAGGAGCUUGCUGGUUUUUCCUGCACAUUAAAUCAAAAUGAGGUAGGACAGCAUACCAAAGGAACUCUGCCCUUGAAUUGCUCUAUUGGGACUUAUCUUUAGAAAGAGUCAAUUUAUCAGCAUGUCUUUUCCUUUUAUCUAAACACUGGUGAUUUCAUUAAUAUCUGAAUAUGAAAGAUGAAAAUAUGAUAACAGCAAGAUUCAUGUCUUGAUACGUCAAUUCAUAGUUCCCAUCCAAGUCAGGUUGUGACAGGGUCUUGUUUUAUAAUAUUGAGAGGCUUAGAGAAUCACAGCAAAAUUUUCUUCAUCUUAAAAAAAAUUGUGAGUGUAUGAAGAAAUCUAACUCAUGCAAAAAUUGCUUCAUCAUGGAGGGUGGCACACAUCUGUAAUCCCAGCUGAAUUCCAAGCUUGAGGCCAGCCUGGGCUAUGUAAUGAGAAUUCUGUCUCCAUAAACAAAUCAGAACAAAACAGAAUCAAAUAGAUGGGACUAUGGAGAAGGCUCAGUUAGUCAAGUUUGUGCCAUGGAAGCAUGAAGACCAAUGUUUGAGCCCUAGAAGCUACCGUGUAAAAAAGCCAGGUAUAGCAGUGUGCACUGGGGAGGACAAGACAACAGACCCCUGGGGCUUGCUGGCUGGUCAUUCUAGCCUACUCGGUGAGUCAGCCACAGGCCAAUGAGGGACCGUGUGCCAAAACAAUCAAAACAGAAAAACCAAAACAAGAUGUGCCUGUAGAGAACACCUGAAGCUGACCUCUGGCCUGCACAUGAGUAUGUAUGUACACGCGUGUGUGCGAGCACACACACACACACAAAAGCACAAUUAGGGAGGAAGGGAGAGAAGGACGGAGGAAAAGAGAGAUAUUUCUGGACAUAAAGAAAAUAACAAUUUAAGGAAAAAAUAAAGCCAAAAAUCUCAGAAGCAAAUUUAUAGCCAUACAAAAUAGUAGUUUCUCAGUCCAAGAAGAUCAAGUAUUUUUUUAGACCAGAACAGUUUGCAUCAUGGUUGGUAAUUUGAACUACAGGAGGACAGUGAGCAUGAGGGCUUCCUUUGAAAUUACUCAAAUCAUAGUUCAGAUUCUAGAACUAUCCCAGUAGUGCUUUCUUGAGCCAACACUCCAAGGUGCACAAACUCUACUGAAGCUUGAGGAAUCAUUGCAAAUAACACUGAAACUUAAAGCUUCUUUUCUUUCAUCCAUAAAAUGGCAAAAAUAAAUAUCCCCUCCACUUAAGAGGCUUAGGAGUUCUGCAGCUUAUACCUAUUUUCAGUCCUUGGCUCAGACAUGGCAUCAGCAAGCGCUGACUGUCUCUCUCCCUACCCCUUCCUCAAUGUCAGUGAUUUUCUUCAUUUCUCUUUAUGUGGAAGAGAUUACUUAAAACCAACCAGAGAACCAAGUAUAUAUUGACAUGUUCUGCUGUUGUUCAUUAAAAAAGGCCUUUUUCUUUUUAGGGGGGGCUCAGAAAAAGCUACCCCGUAUCAUCAUACUAGGAGUUCAGUGAAUGAUUAGUAGCGGACUGAAGAGAGUUUGAUUUAACAAUAGGCUAGGGAGAUGGCUUAGUCAGUGAGACCGUUUGAAGCACACAGAGCUGAGUUAGACCCCAGAAUCCUCAUUUAGAAAGGACAAGUCUUUGUAACCCAUUGCUAUAGAGGUGGAGACCAUUGGACCCCUGGAGCUAGCCUGGCCUACUUGAUGAGCUCCAGGUCAGUGAGGGACCCUUGUCUUUCUCUCACAUGUCCAUACGGUAGAUGGAAUCUGAGGGACAAUAUCUGAGGUUGUCUUCUGACCUGCACACACACCUCCCGCUCUAACACACACACACACACACACACACACACACACCCGCACACACACUAGAAAGGGUUCAAGUUGUCUGGAGACACUGUCUUAUGGGCACACAUGUAGCUAUUUUGCUAGUACUCCUGUUUCUAUAGCAGCAUCAGGCAGUGAACGUGGCAUGUGUGUGGAUUCCUGCUUUCAUUACUGUCUUGCACAGUGAGUGCAAGAGCUUCCCCUCAAUGCUACAGCUGCAGUGGAUUCAGCCAAAGAUGACGAGGAGCGAGCCAGCUCUUUUGUAAACUGGAACGAGGAGCCAGUCAUACCAGUGAGCAGAAACAGCAUUGGCACCGGCCUAUCUGAGUAUUCUAUCACUUAGAGCCUGAGUGUUGUACACAGCUCCCUUAAAUAGAGAGGUUGAAGAAGAACAGAAAAAGAUGCUAAAGAAGUUAAAAAUCUGGGGAAAAUGCUCCACUCAGAUCCAAUAUGAGUAAUAUCUAAGUUGUUAUAAAAAUAGCUUGAUGAAAUAUUCCUUACUGUCAGGAAUGUAAGGGAAUAAGAAUAGAGUAUUGGAGCCAGAGAGAUAAAAUUGAAGACCCUAUCUCCAGUCGCCAAGUCUUAAUCCCAACCAAGUAGCAAGAGUUGGAAAAUUUUUGCAUGAGAUAAGCUGGUGUGUCCAUAAAUGCUUAGUAACACCAGGUUGCCCAGAGCAAAGCAAGUUACGCUUUGGUUUCUAGAACUUUCUGAUUUUACUUGUAUCAUGAGUCUUAACCUUAAUUAUAUAUUUCUACAUCAGAUAGUCAUAAUGCUGAAAUUUUGUGUUAAUUUCUGGGAUAAAAACCAGUGGCUUCCUUUCAUAAACACUAAUCACAGUUGGAUAUUACAUUAAAUGCAAAGGGAGAAAAAAAAGGCAGAGAACUUAGAAAAACAAUUUAAUUUACCUUUCUCUUUCUACUCAUCAAAAUACAUAUUUUCUUUUUUUAAUUGUCUAUGUUCUAGAAAUGAAGUUUCACAUUUUAUUGCUAAUGUUAAAGGUACUUUUUUAGGAAAAUAAGUGCUUAAAUUGUACAAUAAGAACCAUAUGCCAUUUUUCCCUCUUUCUUUCCUUUAUUUUUAGUUUUUUUUUUUUUUUAACAGUUUUCGUCAAAUUUCUUCCUCUGGGCAAAAAUCCAAUUAGUGAAGUUUUGAACAUUUAAACUGAACAAUUUUUUGUAUAAAUAUGCUGUAUAAUUCCUUUUAUUAGAUGAAUUUUUUUCUUGUUUCAAAAAUGAAAUAUUAUGUUGAUUCUCAAAAACAAGGUGGCUUGUUGAAGGAGAUAGAUGUUAGACAGCUGCCACUCCUUGCAGUUGCUGCUCUAUUGACUGAGCCUGUGAUGAGAUACAAGUUGGGUUAUUAAAGUCAUUCACUGAAAAGUUGUUCCCAUAUAGAAGCUUGUGAAUGGGGCAGGGAAGUCAACAUGGAUUUUUCCUACUGCUCAAGCACAGAUUUUCUGAUUGAAAGUUACCAUUUGUAUUUGUAAACAUAAUGACGAAAUAGUGUUUUCCCUCUUUCUAUUUUUUUUUAAUGGAGGGAGGGACAGACAGUAUGUGGCAAGUCUGUGACAAGCCUAAUUGGGAUAUCCUUGUGAACCAUGUCAUGUAUGCAGCACUGUGAUUUGCAAACUAUGUCUCCCUUCAAUAAAUGUCAUGGCUUUCACAGUGGUUCUCCCUCGGCCUCUUUUGUAAUCUUUUGCAUUCCAAUCUAGGCAACAGUUUGAGCAUUCUUUAAAUUGGUAACCUAUGAAUAUUUAUGAUGCAAUACCACAUUGGUGAGCAUGGAAAAUCAGAGUUCCAAGUGCAAAGAAAGUCUCCUACACUACAUGUAAAACUAUACAUGAGCCCGUUAUAUGUACUUGAGUGUAUUUGUGUAAAGGUUAUAUGUGAACCAAGCCACCUUCCCUUCUGUGAUUCUGAGCAGUUCCAGUGGCUGACCCAGUGGGAAUGGUGGGCUGUGCUGAUUGGUAGGAAGGCUUCCUGCAGCAGUUUCUGCACAUGGACAUCCACUGGGGCUCCCACAGCGCUGCCUCCACUUGAGGACAGUCAUAAUUCCAUAGCAGAUAAGCCACGCCUUAGAGAUCCUUAGACCCUGAGUCCUGAAUUCAAACCCAAACAUGAUUGAUUGGGGAUGAGAGAACCUUAGAAAAGUGGAAUAAUCAUUUUAUUUGCUUAUCAUAGUCCUAAAACAUUAGUUUGAAGUUUGGCAGAAACCUGGACAACAGUGA
Messenger RNA from Alexandromys fortis (reed vole), 6791 nucleotides. It is a transcript of the gene Samd5, whose product is annotated as sterile alpha motif domain containing 5. The record is from RefSeq and is a predicted model, not a curated record. The coding region runs from base 290 to 811 and encodes 173 amino acids. The transcript has 2 exons. Gene Ontology annotation, molecular function: protein binding. NCBI's taxonomy places the organism in Eukaryota, Metazoa, Chordata, Mammalia, Rodentia, Cricetidae.